AUGGGCGGUGAGAAUGCGGAGUCUCCAGUCGCGGUCACAGAGGGAUGCCCAGCCUUUGCAGAUGGUUGCCCUUAUGGCAAGAACGUGGAAGUAGCAGACUGGAUCAAGGAGAAACGUGAGGACGCCCUUGAUGCAUGCCCUGCCUUCAAAGACGGGUGCCCCUUCGACGGUGCAGCAGACAUGGCGCAACUGCAGUCGAAGCUUGAGGGGCUGCCGCCGUCACACGGGAAGGCUUGA
Cladocopium goreaui is the source of this 237-nucleotide messenger RNA. Lineage: Eukaryota; Dinophyceae; Suessiales; Symbiodiniaceae. The record is from the annotation of a GenBank genome assembly.